GCUCUUGAAGUGAUGAAGAAAGAGCUUCUGGCAAGGCCAACAGAGAAGUUGGUUGAUGAUUUGCAUAAGAAAGUGAAAAUUUUGCCGGCGGUGGGGUAUAAUUCAAUUGAGGCUGAAGCUUGGGAAGUAGCUACUAGUGGGGAAGAGAUGAGCAAAAUGGAGUCUCUUCUUCUUGACAAGAACCGAAAAAUGGAACAUGAACUGACACAAUUGAAGGUCAAACUUAAUGAGAAAACGUCUUUGCUGGAAAUAGCUGAAGGCAAGAUAGCAGAACUUACAGCGAAGGUUAACGAACAGCAAAAACUGAUACAAAAGUUGGAAGAUGACAUGUUGAAGGGCUAUAGUUCCAAAGAUAGAAAAGGCAAUCUAUUUGAUGAUUGGGAUCUUUCGGAGGCCGGGGGUUCUGAGCUAUCUGAGGUGGGCUUUGAGAUGGUGGAUACUAUAGCUGAAGUUGAAGGGAUAUCCAUAAGCAGUGUUUCCUUCAAAGCUCUAUUAGGAAAAGGUUGGGGCUAUUGUUUCGUAUUACAAGAUUCCGUUAAAGCAAGUACUUAUGAUUUUUGACGACUUAGAUUUGCCCUUUGCAAAGUUGCAGCUUUUGCCAAAAGGUGGACAUGGAGGACAAAAUGGAUAAUUUUAAUGCUACUUUGAUGUUCUAUUUCUGCUAAUAUUUUGGCUUCUGUCAUGGAUUUAAUUCAUCAU
This is a messenger RNA of Alnus glutinosa, 699 nucleotides long. RefSeq names its product protein CASP-like. NCBI's taxonomy places the organism in Eukaryota, Viridiplantae, Streptophyta, Magnoliopsida, Fagales, Betulaceae. The transcript has 7 exons. The coding region runs from base 13 to 561 and encodes 182 amino acids. The record is from RefSeq and is a predicted model, not a curated record.